Botrytis byssoidea is the source of this 2973-nucleotide messenger RNA. RefSeq lists its product as uncharacterized. Gene Ontology annotation, cellular component: membrane. Gene Ontology annotation, biological process: metal ion transport; transmembrane transport. The coding region runs from base 1 to 2973 and encodes 990 amino acids. Gene Ontology annotation, molecular function: metal ion transmembrane transporter activity. The transcript has 19 exons. The record is from RefSeq and is a predicted model, not a curated record. Lineage: Eukaryota; Fungi; Ascomycota; Leotiomycetes; Helotiales; Sclerotiniaceae.
AUGGAAAUUCAUGGUGGAACUGAUUGGCAUAGGGAUUCGGAAAUUUCAAUGAUUCAGUUGAGAUCGCCCAAGACUUCUCUCUCCACUCGAACCUCGACUGGCGACAAUGAGGUUCAAUCGCAAAAUUUUGUGCCACUCAACAGCGCUGAAACAUCAGAAAGUGUGCUUGUUAGACUCAAUGGCCGCCCAAAAUAUGAAAUAGAUGAAUUACCUUUCAAAGGAAGUCCCUCUCUAGGAGACAAGCCAAGCACUACAGAAGUCGACAUAAUCGGAGUUCCUGCUAUUGGAGGAGAUCCAGAGAUGACGUGGAUGCCUGAAGCUAAAUUCACACAGGGCGGGCUCUUUUCAACUGAGAACGAUAGAGAUAUAAAAUCGGCAUCAAUGAGAAUGACUCCUGUGUCGCCAGCUUACUCGACGAAACAUUUUCAUAGAAGAAAGCCUGCGUGGAUUGUCCGCGAUAUUCGUAGCCACAAGAACCUGAGCAAGGCUCGAGUUCUUUUGUAUGACCAUGGGUAUCCGAAAGAAGGUGAUACAUUGAAGCAAUUAGCCACUAGGCUUUUGGAUAGCAUCAGGAAGCUAAGGUCAUUCGAGAAGGAACAUCGACCCCUUUUUUUCGUCUGUCACAGUACCGGGGGACUAGUACUCAAACUAGCUCUAACCGAUGCUCGAAGGCUCAGAGAUCCUAUUCUUCAUGAUUGUUAUGGCGUCACUUUUUUCGCAACACCACACAGAGGCUCAAGUUAUUUAUCGCAGCCAGCAUUUUCUGGAAAUUCGAACAUUACCGGUCUCGAUCAAGGAAAGCCUUUUCAUGCACCUAUCACAUCUAUUAAAUCCGCAAUACUUAAUCUGCGUAACGAAAGUGUAUUUCCAUUGGUGAGCACUCAUACAAAGUGUGCCGCGUUUGGCUCCGCAAAUGAGCACACCAAAGAAGCUUAUUUGCCGGCACUAGCCGCUCUGGUCGAGCAAGCUUGCAAAUUGAGUAAAGAAACCCACUUUGAACUAAAUCUCGAGCACAGAGUGGAGGUAGAGAUCAAUGGGUUCUAUGAAGGCUCUGCUACCAUCUCAACUAACGAGCCUCCAAUCAGAGUCUGGUCAACAAACAGAUCUCUUCACGAUUUUAGACGAAAUGGUCCGACCAAACUUUUGAAGGAACGAAGGGAAGAAGUAUCAACUGCUCCAGGGACUGGCCAAUAUUUACGUCGCAAUGCCAGAGCUCCAUAUUUGUCUAUAGAUAAGGUCACUUCUGAUGACAACAAUAUUGAUGAUGAUACAUUGGAUACCGACAAAAAAUCGAAAUCGAAAUCGGAAUUGAGGCUUUUUAAGAGAAGUUCAAGCUGUCCACCUGAAAGUAGACGAGAGCUGAACAAAUUCGUAACCCUUGAGUUUAUGUGGAUACAUGUACCGUUCAACAAUCCCACCUGGGUCCCAGAUAUUCUCGAAAGAAUAUCAGUCGAAAAGGGGUCAGAUGUUCACAGUAAAAUGCUAGAUCACGAGCACUGGCAUUCAAAACAUGUACGUGGAAGGUAUCAAGAACAUCAUCAUGCUUGUUUCUUAAAGCCUCAUUGUUCUUUUUUUGGCUUAGAAAGUGUAUUGCCAUUAGCGCCUCCUAAAAUUGGCAUUGGUUCUGUCGACAUGAAUCAUGUCCAAAUGUGCUUAUAUUUGCCUUAUCUUCACUUUGAUACCUAUCAGGCUCUUGUGAAAAGGAGAGCUUUCGUGAAACAAAGAAUCAAGCAAGGCCGAUCGAGACCUAUUCCUCAACAAGUUUCAAAGCUUGACUCGCAAGAGAUUCAAGUCCUCUGGCAGUAUUUGGGACACGACCCUCCAAUAAACGCUCGGCGUACACUAGAUCAAUUUGCAUAUCCAAGUCUUCUCGAUACAAGCGCGAGAGAUAAGGGUCAGAUGUUGUAUAACUCGGGUGACAAGGCUAGCCAAAGAAAGCGAAGGAAGCGACUUAUCCGCUGGAAAUACAUCGAUUCCGACGACCCAAGCGAUAGCGAUUUGGCGUCUGACGAUAAUGCUGAAGAUGGGACUGUCCUCAUGGUUGAUCAGUUUUGGCUAUGGGUCGUUGAUGAUCUCUUAUCACUUUCUUUCCUAGAAACUCAGCUGCAAGCGAAAGGGAUUUUAUAUCAACAAGGGGAUCUUCGAGACAGCAUUUUCAAUGAAGUCAACGGUGACCUUAUUUCUCGCUGUGAGAAUGCGUAUGACCUUGCGGCUUUGGCUACCCUUCAUGCGGUAACUGUCUUAUUCGAACGAACUUCUCAUGCUGACUUGGAGGUCUUUCGAAUAUUUGAAGGGGCGAUCAGUAUUAUGGCAAAGAAAAUGUUUAAAUACUUCCAAAAUUUACAACUGCGGGAUAUUGAAGAUGAGUUGAACAUUUUGAAAACAUUGUUUACUACUCAAAUGACAGAAAUUAGUAAGAUGAUUAAGUCCUAUGGGAGAAUGAAUUCCACUGAGAAUGGGCGAUUGUACUUGAUGAAUGCGAAGGAGUAUCUGGAGAAAUACACUCAGCAGGUCGAGAGGAUGAUCGAGAAUUUGAGAGGUACUCGAGAUGAGUUCGACAAGUUUCUAGCAAUGACUCAGACACAGACACAGGUUCGCCUUGCAAGGCUACAGGCGGAUCUUGCCGACGCUAAAAAUAGAUCUUUCAUGAUAUUCACAAUGGAAAAGGUCUUCACGGUCAUUUUUCUGCCACUUAGUUUCUUCACAGGUCUUUUCGGGAUGAACGUCCAAGAAUGGGGUGGUGGUGAUUACCUUCCACUUCGCACUGUAGGUGCAAUCGCAAUCCCGACAUCCCCUGCCCUUAUAACACUUGCAUUUGUCAUUGCCUGGAGCAUCCGUGUUCGUCGUGUCUUCAAUUUCAUUGGGAAAAAACUUUCGCAUAUCUACCCUAGUAUAUACAGCCAUGUCAACAAAGCCAUCGACAGAAUUCUUGAGACCGAGAAGGACUCUGGAAAAAGAAGCAGGAUGAAAUAA